AGGACGCGCGGGCGCAUAAAACCGCGAUGCAAUGUCGCCACGGGACAAUCACACGCACGCCGCCUCGCGAAACACAAAAUGCGGUUAUUACUAGCAUCGUUAGCAGUCCUGACUGCGUUCUCUACUGCUGCGGCGGAACGUGGACGUGUAGUAUGCUACUUCAGUAACUGGGCGGUUUACCGACCGGGUAUUGGCAGCUAUGGUAUAGAUGACAUCCCAGUUGACCUGUGCACCCACAUUAUCUACUCCUUCAUUGGAGUUACUGAGAAUACCCAUGAGGUGCUGGUCAUAGAUCCAGAGCUCGACGAAGACAAGGGAGGUUUUCGUAAUUUCACCUCGUUGCGUAAAACACAUCCAAAUGUCAAGUUCACGGUUGCUGUGGGCGGGUGGGCAGAGGGCGGCUCCAAGUAUUCCCGGAUGGUGGCGCAAAAAUCCUCCCGCAUGGCCUUCAUCAGAAGUGUUGUUGCCUUCUUAAACAAAUACGAAUUUGAUGGUCUUGACCUUGACUGGGAGUACCCCGGCGCUGCUGACCGAGGCGGGUCAUUCUCCGACAAGGAUAAGUUCCUAUACUUCGUUCAGGAGUUGAGACGCGCUUUCAUCAGAGCCGGUAAGGGCUGGGAGCUGACUGCCGCCGUGCCAUUGGCUAACUUUAGACUCAUGGAGGGCUAUCACGUGCCUGAAUUAUGCGACCUCCUAGACGCUAUACACGUGAUGUCAUACGAUCUUCGCGGUAACUGGGCUGGAUUCGCUGAUGUGCAUUCGCCCUUAUACAAGCGUCCUCACGACCAGUGGGCUUAUGAAAAACUUAACGUGAACGACGGUCUAAACCUUUGGGAGGAAAAGGGAUGCCCUUCAAACAAAUUGGUCGUCGGUAUUCCCUUCUACGGGCGGUCUUUUACCCUCUCAGCUGGUAACAAUAACUAUAACCCCGGAACUUACAUAAAUAAGGAAGCGGGUGGUGGAAACCCAGCUCCAUACACCAAUGCAACUGGCUUCUGGGCUUAUUAUGAGAUUUGUAUGGACGUUGACAAACCCGAUUCGGAAUGGACCAAAAAAUGGGAUGACCAUGGCAUGUGUCCCUACGCAUUCAAAGGCACUCAGUGGGUCGGAUAUGAGGACCCUCGUAGUGUUGAGAUCAAGUUGAACUGGAUUAAGCAGAAAGGCUACUUAGGGGCGAUGACCUGGGCCAUAGAUAUGGACGAUUUCCAAGGUAUCUGUGGGGAGAAGAAUCCGCUAUCCAAACGAUUGCACCAAUUCAUGUCAACAUAUACCGUGCCACCGCCGCGACAAGGCAAUACUACACCAACUCCUGAGUGGGCCAGACCUCCUUCAACACCAUCAGACCCUUCAGAAGGAGAACCCAUCCCCACCACAACUAGAGCUACCACCCAAGCUAGCAGUAUUACCACCACACAAGCUACCACUUCUACUACCGGUAUUAUCGAAGUAGAUGCAGAACCUCAAAAACCUACUCAAGACGUUGAACAACCACCAGCGGAGAAUGAAGUGGAUAGCCCCGAGAUUUGCAGGUCUUCUGAAGAUUACGUCGCGGACAAAAGUCGGUGCGAUAAGUAUUGGCGUUGCGUGAAUGGUGAAGGCAUGCAGUUCACAUGCCAGUCUGGAACUGUCUUCAAUACAGCGUUGAAUGUAUGUGACUGGCCUGAUAACGUUGAUCGUAGCGAAUGUAAAAAAAAAGGUUUAGUAUAGAUUAGAAUACUAAAAAGACUAUUCGAUGUACACUCAUACAAUCUAAGUUAAAUAAAGUGGUCAGCGUGCUGGGGAAAAAAAUAGGUUUUUGACCGGAAUAAAAUUCAAAGAUAAAAAAGAACAAAAUGUUUCUUAUUCUUUGUCGGUCAUAUAAUUUUAAAGGAUAUUAUUGAUUAUUCACAAAGUCUUACUGUACUAUUUUAAUAAAUGUACUUUUAUCUCCUUUUUGCCAAAUUGUUUAAGAUGUGAUAAAAUCAGAUAGAUGCGUACUUUAUUAAACUCCACGAUAUAUGAUUUAUUUUUAAACAAAUUAUUAAUUAAGUUAAUUUCUUGAAGAAAUUCUAUGUGCAAAGUUUAAAAUAUUGUCCCAGAUGCUAGACAAUAUUCCCUAACUGUUUCUUAAAUCUUUAGACACGAUAAACUCUUAAAUAAUAAAGCCCGGUUUAAGAGAGUUUUAUCACUUUAGAGGUUCGUGGUACAUCGAAUUAAAUAGUCUUUUUAAUCGACGAUAGUAGAUACAUAACAAGUAUAUAGAAAGUGUUAAUUUCAUCGUUUGUACUUUAAACGCGUAUGCGUAAAACCACUUCAUGAGUACAUUAACCUUUUAAGUUAAUAUCAUAUUAGUUAUUUAUGAGCUCCCACUUAUCGUAAUAAAAUUCUCUUUAUCUUGUAUUAAAAUCUUUGUCACUAUAUAAUUUUUAUGAU
Messenger RNA from Pieris rapae (cabbage white), 2412 nucleotides. RefSeq names its product endochitinase (gene Cht5). Lineage: Eukaryota; Metazoa; Arthropoda; Insecta; Lepidoptera; Pieridae. Gene Ontology annotation, cellular component: extracellular region. The record is from RefSeq and is a predicted model, not a curated record. Bases 79 to 1707 code for a protein of 542 amino acids. Gene Ontology annotation, molecular function: chitin binding; chitinase activity. Gene Ontology annotation, biological process: chitin catabolic process; carbohydrate metabolic process. The transcript is spliced from 11 exons.